CCGGCGCGCAGUUCGGUUUGGCGGCUUAGGAUUUGGAGUGCGAGCCGGCUGCGAUGUGGUCGCGGGUGAACCGAGCUGCUGAGGAGUUUUACUGUCGUCUCCUGCAGGAAUUUGAUGAAGAAAAGAAAGGAAUCCAUAAUGAUCCAUUUAUCUAUGAGGCUGAUGUUCAAGUGCAGUUGAUCAGCAAAGGCCAACCUAACCCUUUGAAAAAUAUCUUAGAUGAAAAUGACGUAGUAUUCAUCGUGGAGAAAUUGCCUUUAGAGAAGGAAGAAACAAGUCAUGUCGAAGAACCACAAUGUGAAGAAACUGCUAUUUCUGAUCUCUCUACUGGGGAGAAUGUUGGACCACUUGCUUUACCAGUGGGGAGAGCAAGGCAGUUAAUUGGACUUUACACCAUGGCUCACAAUCCUAAUAUGACCCACUUGAAGAUUCAUCAUCCAGUUACUGCCCUUCCUCCCUUGUGGGUAAGGUGUGACAGUUCAGAUCCUGAAGGGACCUGUUGGCUGGGAGCUGAACUUGUCACCACAAACAGCAUUGCAGGAAUUGUUUUAUAUACAGUCAGUUGUAAAGCUGAUAAAAAUUACUCUGUAAAUCUGGAAGACCUGAAAAGUUCACAUAAGAAAAGACAUCACUUGUCUAUUGUAACAACCAGGGGCUUUGCCCAGUAUGAGCUCUUUAAGUCCACAGCCUUGGAUGACACACUUGCUGCAUCACAAACUACAAUUACUUUGGAUAUUUCCUGGAGUCCUGUGGAUGAGAUUCUUCAAAGCCCUCCGCUGUCUUCAACUGCAACUCUGAACCUUAAAGUGGAGUCGGGAGAGCCCAGAGGUCCUUUGAAUCAUCUUCAGAGAGAACUGAAAUUUCUCCUUGUUUUGGCUGAUGGUUUGAGGACUGGUGUAUCUGAAUGGCCUGAGCCUCUGGAAGUAAAAUCUGCUGUUGAACUUGUGCAAGAAUUUCUGAAUGACUUAAAUAAGCUGGAUGGAUUUGGUGAUUCUACAAAGAAAGACACAGAGACAGUGAAGCAUGACAGUGCUGCAGUUGACCGUUCCAUUGAGUGUCUCUUCACUGUACGGGGGGAUCUCGACUUUGCUGAGCAGCUGUGGUUCAAGAUGAGUGGUAGUGUGGUUUCAUACCAAGACUUGGUGAAGUGUUUCACACUGAUCAUCCAGAGUCUGCAACGUGGUGAUAUACAGCCAUGGCUCCACAGUGGAAGUAACAGUUUAUUAAGUAAGCUUAUUCAUCAGUCUUAUCAUGGAACCAUGGACACAGUUACUCUCAGUGGGACUAUUCCAGUUAAGAUGCUUUUGGAAAUUGGUCUGGACAAACUAAAGAAAGAUUUUAUCAGUUUCUUCAUAGGUCAGGAACUUGCAUCUUUAAAUCAUUUGGAAUAUUUCAUUACUCCAUCAGUAGAUAUACAAGAACAGGUGUAUCGUGUUCAAAAACUCCACCAUAUUCUAGAAAUAUUAGUCAGUUGCAUGCUUUUCAUUAAACCCCAACAUGAGCUCCUCUUUGCUUUAACACAAUCCUGCAUAAAAUAUUAUAGACAAAAUCCUCUUGAUGAGCAACACGUUUUUCAGCUGCCAGUUAGACCAACUGCUGUAAAAAGCUUGUAUCAAAGUGAGAAGCCACAGAAAUGGAAAGUGGAAAUAAGUGGUGGUCAGAAGAAGGUGAAAACAGUUUGGCAACUGAGUGACAGCGCACCUGUAGACCAUCUGAGUUUCCACAAACCUGAUGUUUCUGAAUUAACAUUGAAUGGUAGCCUAGAAGAAAGGAUCUUCUUUACUAACCUGGUUACCUGCAGCCAGGUGCAUUUCAAGUGAAGUGUGCUGAUGGAGUCCUUUGUAAGCACCCCAAUAUUUUAUAGCAACAUUAUCAACAAGAGCCAAACUAUGGAAAGAGCCCAAAUGUCCAUCAACUGAUGAGUGAAUAAAGAAGAUGUGGUAUCUGUACACAAUGGAAUAUUACUCAGCCAUCAAAAAGAAUGAAGUUUUGCCAUUUGCAAUUAUGUGGAUGGAGCUAGAGUAUAUUAUGCUAAGUGAAAUAAGGCAGAGAAAGACAAAUACCAUGUGAUUUCACUCCUAUGUGGAAUUUGAGAAACAAAACAGAUGAACAUAUGGGAGGGGGGGAAAAGAGAGAAGCAAACUGUAAGAGACUCUUAAUGUUGGAGAACAAACUGAGGGUUGAUGGGAGAUGGGCGGGGGCUAGGUUAGAUGGUUGGUGGGUAUUAAAGAGGGCACUUAUGUUGAGCACAGGGUGUUAUAUGUACGUGAUAAAUCACUGAAUUGUACUGAAACCAAUAUUGUAACCAAUAUUGUACUGUAUAUUAAUUAACUAGAAUUUAAAUAAAAAUUAAAGAACAAAACAGUUUUACACUAGCCUAAUUGUAGCACUAAGCCGCAGAUGUAAAUUACUUUUUUAAAAUGUUUGAGAUGGUA
Molecule: messenger RNA, 2435 nt
Organism: Nyctereutes procyonoides (raccoon dog)
Lineage: Eukaryota; Metazoa; Chordata; Mammalia; Carnivora; Canidae
Gene: ZWILCH
Product: zwilch kinetochore protein
Exons: 19
Coding region: 54-1820 (588 amino acids)
Biological process (GO): mitotic spindle assembly checkpoint signaling; protein localization to kinetochore
Cellular component (GO): RZZ complex
Source: RefSeq, a predicted model, not a curated record